AUGGCUGCUAGGACGACCCUGUCUCAUGACGAUUACACGGUCGGAUGGGUAUGCGCCCUGCCGCUGGAAAUGGCGGCUGCGAAACUGAUGUUGGACACAAUCCAUCCGAGCCUGCCGAGUCUAUCAACCGAUCAAAACAACUAUAUCCUUGGCAAUAUCGGGAAACACAACAUCGUCAUUGCCUGCCUACCAGGUGGCGCAUAUGGCAUUGUCUCAGCUGCAACAGUGGCGAUGCAGUUGCUCUCGAGUUUCCACUCUAUCCGCUUUGGUUUGAUGGUUGGUAUCGGUGGUGGUGUACCAAGCAGCAACGCAGACAUUCGACUAGGCGAUAUUGUGGUGAGCCAGCCAAAGGACACAUUUGGAGGCGUGAUCCAAUACGAUCUUGGGAAAGUGUUACAUAACGGUCGAUUUCAGCGGACCGGGAUGUUGAACCGGCCCCCGAAGGUUCUACUGACUGCUCUUGCCACACUACAAGCACAUCAUCUUACAGAAGAUAGUCGGGUUAUUGAAUUUAUUUCAAACAUCGAUGUUAAGACACCACGGCGUAAAGCCGCGAAUUUUACUCGUCCUAUCCAAGAGGACUGUUUAUACCAAGCGGAAUAUGAUCAUGGUGCACAUGAUACAUGUGUGGAUUGUGACCAAUCAAAAUUAUUACCUCGAGCUUCGAGAGACCAUGAUGAGCCAGUCAUUCAUUAUGGACUCAUUGCAUCUGCGAAUCAGGUGGUGAAAGAUGGCAGACGGCGAGACCAGCUGGCUCAAGACUUAGGUGUAUACUGUGUGGAAAUGGAAGCGGCGGGGCUCAUGAAUGAUUUUCCAUGUGUGGUCAUUCGAGGCAUAUGUGACUAUGCUGACUCACAUAAGAAUAAGCAAUGGCAAGGGUAUGCGGCGGCAGUGGCGGCAGCCUAUGCUAAAGAGCUGCUUUUGGUGGUUCCAAUCAAUCAGAUUGAUAACACUCCUCUAGCACGAGAUAUUCUGGCAGACUCUGUUGAUCGCUUCCAAAUACCUCUUGAUCUUACUACUGUGCCUGUGAUCGAAAAUUUUGUAGGGCGGCAAGCCGAGCUAGAUCGCCUAUGGCAGUAUUUCAAGCCGGCAGAUUUCCAACGACGCAAGGUCGCGAUUCUUCAUGGGCUUGGUGGAAUCGGAAAAACACAGCUAGCGAUUCAUUUCGCACGAGAACAUAAACAUGAUUUCACCGCUAUAUUCUGGUUAAGUGGUAAAGAUCGAGGCACGCUCCUACAAUCAUUUAGCUCUAUCUUGCCUCAGUUACCCGGGCAAUCGCAGACCAGCGAGGUAAUUGGUGACGAGGAGCUAGAACAACGAGCUAGACAAGUAUUGCAGUGGCUAGCAGAUGACGGUAACUCUCGCUGGUUAAUCAUUUUCGACAAUAUUGAUCAAUACUCUCCAAUCGAUAGCGGCGCUAGGAAGGCAUAUGACAUUGGAAAGUUCUUUCCCGCAGCAGAUCAUGGCUCUAUUAUUAUCACCUCUCGACUUCUAGCGCUUACUGAACUAGGAGAGUCUAUUCCAAUCCACAAACUUGACUCGACGGAAGCUAUUCAGCUUCUCUUAAAAAAUAGCGGCUUAUCAACAAACAACACUAUGAAGAACCCUGAGAACAGGCUAGAUACUCUUGCCCUCGCUAAGCAUCUUGAUGGAUUACCAUUAGCGAUUGUCAUCGCUGCGGCAUUUAUGCGUCAGACUGGCACUAGCAUCGCUCAGUACUUGGAAUACUAUCAACAAUCAUGGUCAGACUUACAGUCAAAAUCAGGCCCUAUGCGUCAAUAUAUGCAAGGAAAUAUGCUAGAGACAUGGAUGAUAUCAUACCGUGAGAUCCAGAAUCGAGCCCCAAACGCAGCAAAGCUUCUCCUGCUGCUUGCCUACUUCGAUAAUCGGGACAUUUGGUAUGAGUUGGUGGAAAGUGCUUCCAAUAGCCUCGAUGUUCCAAGCUGGCUUGAAAGAAUAAUAUCAAGCGAACUUACUUUCAAAGAUUAUGUGAAGCCCCUCAUCGAAUUCUCUCUCCUUGAGACUAAGCAACAAGAAGGGAGCUAUGCAAUGCAUCCUGUGGUACAGGACUGGUGCUUUUAUAUUGCCAGCACCGAAAAGAAUAUGACCCCUAGCCAGCUUUCUGAGCUAGUACUGAUAUCAGUCGGAUGGGCAGUUCCUAGUGACAGCGAAAGGAAUUAUUCAAAGCGUCAGCGACGGCUUAUUCCACAUGCAAAUGUCAUUCUUCUUGGUAAAUUCCAUGGUGAGAACGUUAGUAUAUGGGGGGCAUUCCAUAGGCUAGGGGAUCUCUACUCUGACCAGGGCAAGCUUAAGGAGGCAGAGGAGAUGUACCAGCGAGCACUGGCAGGUAAAGAGAAAGCCCUAGGUCCAGAUCAUACAUCCACUCUUGAUACUGUGAACAACCUUGGGAAUCUCUACAGAGAUCAAGGGAAGCUUAAGGAGGCAGAGGAGAUGUACCAGCGAGCACUGGCAGGAUAUGAGAAAGCACUAGGUUUGCAGCAUGAAACACAUGCACCCACUCUUAAUACUGUGAACAACCUUGGUCUUCUCUACUCUGAUCAAGGGAAGCUUAAGGAGGCAGAGGAGAUGUACCAGCGAGCACUGGCAGGUAAAGAGAAAGCCCUAGGUCCAGAUCAUACAUCCACUCUUGAUACUGUGAACAACCUUGGUCUUCUCUACUCUGAUCAAGGGAAGCUUAAGGAGGCAGAGGAGAUGUACCAGCGAGCACUGGCAGGAUAUGAGAAAGCACUAGGUUUGCAGCAUGAAACACAUGCACCCACUCUUAAUACUGUGAACAACCUUGGGAAUCUCUACAGAAAUCAAGGGAAGCUUAAGGAGGCAGAGGAGAUGUACCAGCGAGCACUGGCAGGAUAUGAGAAAGCACUAGGUUUGCAGCAUGAAACACAUGCACCCACUCUUAAUACUGUGAACAACCUUGGUCUUCUCUACUCUGAUCAAGGGAAGCUUAAGGAGGCAGAGGAGAUGUACCAGCGAGCACUGGCAGGAUAUGAGAAAGCACUAGGUUUGCAGCAUGAAACACAUGCACCCACUCUUAAUACUGUGAACAACCUUGGGAAUCUCUACAGAAAUCAAGGGAAGCUUAAGGAGGCAGAGGAGAUGUACCAGCGAGCACUGGCAGGAUAUGAGAAAGCACUAGGUUUGCAGCAUGAAACACAUGCACCCACUCUUAAUACUGUGAACAACCUUGGUCUUCUCUACUCUGAUCAAGGGAAGCUUAAGGAGGCAGAGGAGAUGUACCAGCGAGCACUGGCAGGAUGUGAGAAAGCCCUAGGUCCAGAUCAUACAUCCACUCUUGAUACUGUGAACAACCUUGGGAAUCUCUACAGAAAUCAAGGGAAGCUUAAGGAGGCAGAGGAGAUGUACCAGCGAGCACUGGCAGGUAAAGAGAAAGCCCUAGGUCCAGAUCAUACAUCCACUCUUGAUACUGUGAACAACCUUGGGAAUCUCUACAGAGAUCAAGGGAAGCUUAAGGAGGCAGAGGAUUCGUACCAGAGAGAACUGCCAGAAAGUCAAAAGGUUACGGGUCUCAAUGCUAAGAGGGCACGGCGGGCUAUAGGUAAAUUUACUCGAUGGUUUAAAUAA
Penicillium taxi is the source of this 3603-nucleotide messenger RNA. RefSeq lists its product as uncharacterized. The transcript has 3 exons. Gene Ontology annotation, biological process: nucleoside metabolic process. Lineage: Eukaryota; Fungi; Ascomycota; Eurotiomycetes; Eurotiales; Aspergillaceae. The record is from RefSeq and is a predicted model, not a curated record. Bases 1 to 3603 code for a protein of 1200 amino acids. Gene Ontology annotation, molecular function: protein binding; catalytic activity; ADP binding.